Messenger RNA from Phascolarctos cinereus (koala), 4493 nucleotides. It is a transcript of the gene ATP6V0A1, whose product is annotated as ATPase H+ transporting V0 subunit a1. NCBI's taxonomy places the organism in Eukaryota, Metazoa, Chordata, Mammalia, Diprotodontia, Phascolarctidae. Gene Ontology annotation, biological process: proton transmembrane transport; vacuolar acidification. The record is from RefSeq and is a predicted model, not a curated record. Gene Ontology annotation, molecular function: ATPase binding; proton-transporting ATPase activity, rotational mechanism. Gene Ontology annotation, cellular component: vacuolar proton-transporting V-type ATPase, V0 domain; vacuolar proton-transporting V-type ATPase complex; plasma membrane.
CACGCACGCGGGAGGGGGGCCGGGCUGCCGAAUCUGCUAGGUGAUUCUGCGGUAGCUGCGGCAACGGUGGCGGCGGCUGCGGCUGUGGCUGCGGCGACUGGAGGGAAGCGGCCGCGGAGGACAGCGGUGGCUGCAGGUCAACAAAACUCAGUUACUUAGUUGCUGAAACUUCCCUGCCAACAUGGGGGAGCUUUUCCGCAGUGAAGAGAUGACAUUGGCACAGCUUUUCCUACAAUCUGAAGCUGCUUAUUGUUGUGUCAGUGAAUUGGGGGAACUUGGGAAAGUUCAGUUCCGGGAUUUAAAUCCAGAUGUGAAUGUAUUCCAACGAAAAUUUGUCAAUGAAGUUCGGAGAUGUGAAGAAAUGGAUCGUAAACUCCGGUUUGUUGAAAAGGAGAUAAGGAAAGCUAAUAUCCCUAUCAUGGACACAGGUGAAAAUCCAGAGGUGCCUUUCCCCCGGGACAUGAUUGACCUAGAGGCAAACUUUGAAAAGAUUGAAAAUGAACUGAAGGAAAUCAACACAAACCAGGAAGCUUUGAAGAGAAACUUCCUGGAACUGACGGAAUUAAAAUUUAUACUUCGCAAAACUCAGCAGUUUUUUGAUGAGGCUGAAUUGCAUCAUCAGCAGAUGGCGGAUCCAGACUUGUUGGAGGAGUCAUCAAACCUCUUGGACCCAAGUGAGAUUGGAAGAGGCACACCCUUACGGCUUGGCUUUGUGGCUGGUGUAAUUAACCGGGAGCGCAUCCCUACAUUUGAGCGCAUGCUAUGGAGAGUGUGCCGGGGGAAUGUAUUCCUGCGUCAAGCUGAAAUUGAAAACCCCCUGGAGGAUCCUGUAACUGGAGACUACGUGCACAAGUCUGUAUUUAUCAUUUUCUUCCAAGGUGAUCAACUGAAAAACAGAGUCAAGAAAAUUUGUGAAGGGUUUCGAGCUUCACUCUAUCCCUGCCCUGAGACACCACAGGAGAGGAAGGAAAUGGCUUCUGGAGUUAACACCAGGAUUGAUGACCUCCAAAUGGUUCUAAACCAAACAGAGGAUCACCGACAGAGAGUCCUCCAGGCAGCUGCUAAAAACAUCCGUGUCUGGUUCAUCAAAGUGCGGAAGAUGAAGGCCAUCUACCAUACCCUGAACCUGUGCAACAUUGAUGUGACCCAGAAGUGUCUGAUUGCCGAGGUCUGGUGCCCUGUUGCUGACCUAGAUUCCAUCCAGUUUGCUCUGAGGAGAGGCACGGAGCAUAGUGGCUCUACAGUGCCUUCCAUUCUGAACAGGAUGCAGACAAACCAGACUCCCCCAACUUAUAACAAAACCAACAAGUUUACAUCUGGCUUUCAGAACUUGGUAGAUGCUUAUGGCAUUGGAACAUACCGGGAGAUUAAUCCAGCUCCCUAUACCAUCAUCACUUUCCCUUUCCUGUUUGCUGUCAUGUUUGGAGACUUUGGCCAUGGGAUUUUGAUGACCCUCUUUGCUAUCUGGAUGGUGAUGAGAGAGAGCCGAAUCCUCUCCCAGAAGAAUGAGAAUGAGAUGUUUAGCACUGUGUUUAAUGGUCGGUAUAUCAUUCUGCUUAUGGGUGUGUUCUCCAUCUACACUGGACUUAUCUACAAUGACUGCUUUUCCAAGGCACUUAACAUAUUUGGGUCAUCCUGGAGCGUCAGGCCAAUGUUCACAUCUAAUUGGACAGAAGACACACUUCGAGGAAAUCCUGUUCUCCAGUUAGACCCUGCCAUCAAAGGUGUGUUCGAGGGACCUUACCCUUUUGGCAUUGAUCCGAUUUGGAACAUUGCUACCAAUAAAUUGACCUUCCUCAACUCAUUUAAGAUGAAAAUGUCUGUCAUCCUUGGUAUAAUCCACAUGAUAUUUGGUGUUACUCUCAGCCUUCUUAACCAUACCUAUUUCAAGAAGCCUCUGAAUAUCUACCUUGAGUUUAUUCCUGAAAUUAUCUUCAUAACUUCAUUGUUUGGCUACUUGGUUAUCCUCAUUUUUUAUAAAUGGACAGCCUAUGAUGCUCAUUCUUCUAAGGAUGCGCCAAGCCUUCUGAUCCAUUUUAUAAACAUGUUCCUUUUCUCCUACUCGGACUCCAGUAAUAAGAUGCUUUAUUCUGGGCAGCAAGGAGUUCAGUGCUUUCUGGUGGUGGUUGCAAUGCUGUGUGUUCCAUGGAUGCUGUUGUUUAAGCCACUGAUCCUUCGCCAUCAGUAUUUAAGAAGGAAACAUUUGGGAACUCACAACUUUGGUGGGAUCAGGGUGGGCAACGGACCGACUGAGGAGGAUGCUGAGAUUAUUCAGCAUGACCAACUCUCCACCCAUUCAGAGGACGCAGAUGAGCCUACCGAGGAUGAAGUGUUCAACUUUGGUGACACCAUGGUGCAUCAAGCCAUCCACACCAUUGAAUAUUGCCUGGGCUGCAUCUCUAACACAGCCUCCUACCUUCGGCUCUGGGCCCUCAGUCUUGCUCAUGCUCAGCUAUCUGAGGUGCUCUGGACCAUGGUGAUCCAUAUUGGUCUGAAGGUGGAGAGUUUAGCAGGAGGUUUGGGCCUGUUCUUCAUCUUUGCAGGAUUUGCCACACUGACUGUUGCCAUCCUCCUGGUGAUGGAGGGCCUUUCUGCCUUCCUCCAUGCACUAAGGCUGCACUGGGUUGAGUUCCAGAAUAAGUUCUACAGUGGGACUGGCUUCCAGUUCUUCCCCUUCUCCUUCGACCACAUUCGUGAAGGAAAGUUUGAAGAGUGAUCCAGUGGCCCAGGCCAUCCCAGUACACCUCGUUCCCCUAUUGCGAUGAUUAGCUCUUCUAUCCAGUCUGUGUUUGUUGUGAUCCCCGAGGCCUGGCUACCACUGGACCUCUCUAGACAUCUGUGGAAGUCAUGUAGACUGUGAUUGCUCCCCUGUUCUGUCCCUGGUCCCCACAGCUUUGUGUUCCAUGAAGAGCUUGAGCAGCACAGCCGUGAUUCUGAUGUAGCCACUGACUAGAGAGCCAACUUACCUUCCCAGCCUCCUGCCCAUUAGACAUUAUAGAGUCCGGGGGAAGACCUCUCUCUCUCUCCAGUCUAUGGUUCACUACCCUUCUCACAUUCGUAUCUAAGCAGCAGCAGGUGUUUGGGGGAGUUGACAUUUUUUUUCUUCCCCUCUUGUUAGACAAGGGAAACGGUAGCUCCCCACUUGUGUGUGUCCCCUGAAACUCUAGCAGGAAUUAUUGGAGGAAUUCCCAAAUCUCUUACCUCAGGAAGGAGGAAAUUCAUUUAAAUUCAAUAACAGAUCUUGGAAGGUGGAAAUUUGUACCUCCUUCCCUGUGCCCUUCAGCCAUGAACCUUUGUGAGUUUUGUUGCAAUCUGGAGCUCAAAUGGAGCACAAAGAGGGUGGAAGUGGCCUGGGCCUCAGACCAGGAACUUCUUCCUCUUUCCUCUUCAAAACCCACAUGUUCUAAGGAGGUUUCUUUAUUUGAGAUUUCUAACUCCUCAAUCCCUCCCAUAUAUCCAAAGUGCAGAGGAGGAGUUAUUUAGAGCAAGAGUCCUUGCUUUCUCCUUACCCCAUUGGGAUUUCCCUCUCCUAGCUGACAUUUAUCCUCCCCGCCCCAGGCCUUUCACAACUCCUUUGGCCCCCAUCGCUUUGUUGUUUUGGGGUGGGGGGGUGAGGACAGCUGAACACUAUUUUGCACUGAGACUUAACCUAUUUGGAACAGAAUAGGAGAGCCCCAAAGAUCCUGACCCCUUCCCUCCUCCACAAUCAUGCUGUUUUGGUAUGGACUAUGACUACCCACAUUCUCUUUGUGAGACUGGUGGACCUUCCUUGUUUUUCAGAGCUCUUGUGCCCUUUCCCACCCUCAAGCUUGCUUUUCAGAAAUACCUAUACUUGGGCAUGGGAAGUGGUGCCAGGGAAAAGUAGCUUUACCUCCACCCAGGUUGCUGAAUGUGAUCAGUGAACUGUACUUCUGGAGGAUACACUUCACCUUGACCCACAGCGGGCUGUCAGGUUUAUGGCCCUUUAAUCAUGUGUUGGCACAAUGGCCCCAGUAGCCAUGACAGUGGUGGCUAAAUUGGCAUCUUCCCCACACAUUCCCUAAAUGGGCCAGCCAUAUCCUUACUAUCAUUCCUGGCCUUUACAAAUGAAUCAAUAUAGGCAGUUCCUCUGACCAGUGCCCUCUCUGUCAGGCAGUGAGAGGGUGUUUAAGUUUAUCUGGGACAUGUGAGCACAGCUCUGAAAGAAGAUGGUUGGGGGAGAAAGGGAGGAUGGUUCUACUUCCCCAGGGAAAAGAAAUGCCUGAACCAAAGAGGGUGCCAUUGGAGAAUGAGAUCAGGGGGAGCCUGGUUCCUUGUGUGUUGGUUGCUGUGACCUGCCUCAUUUCCUUGUGCAUGGUGCUCCCCUGCCCACCCUGGCCCUUGUUUACAUGAUCUUUGCUGUGUGUUUACAGUAGAGUUUGUUUAAAAUGGAGUCGCCUAAGAGGAAGCCCUGUGCAAGGGCUCUCUGCAAACAUGCCUCUGCUGAAUAAAGUGUGUUUAGCUUCACUCAGAAA